AUGAGUGAACAGGAAAAGACGGAUAACUAUGAAUCGCCUCGUCUCUCCUUCCCUCCCCUCUCCUCACCUUCCCUCCCCUCCCUUUCCCUGCCCUCCCCUGCCCUUCCCUGCCCUCCCCUGCCCUUCCCUGCCCUCCCCUGCCCUUGCCUGCCCUGCCCUGCCCUUCCCUGCCCUCCCCUGCCCUCCCCUGCCCUUCCCUGCCCUCCCCUGCCAUUCCCUGCCCUCCACCCUCCUCCCAUACUCGCCUUCCCCCGCCUUCCCUACCCCCACCUCCCAGUCUCUCCCCUCCCCUCCCCCGCUUUCCCUCCCCACCCGCGCCUCCCCCCGCCUCCCUCCCCCACGCAGCCCCUUCCCUCUCUCGCCCUCACCUCCCCUUACCCUCCCCUCCCCUCCCCUCUCCUUCACCUUUCCACUCCUCCACGCUCCCGCGAUGAGCGCUGCAAGUACAGUUCAGUCCUGUCAGUCAAGCUGAAACAGUGA
Molecule: messenger RNA, 480 nt
Organism: Closterium sp. Naga37s-1
Lineage: Eukaryota; Viridiplantae; Streptophyta; Zygnematophyceae; Desmidiales; Closteriaceae
Source: the annotation of a GenBank genome assembly